AUGACCGAUGACUCCCUGAAAUACCCACCUGAUAUACAGAAAUUGUUCCAGCCCAAACCACCUCUUGUGUACAUCCCACCAACAGAUUAUCCACCUGAGGAACGCUCAACUUUACCAAUUGCCCCAAUAUCAAACUACAAAAACUAUAUAAAAGAUUAUUUGGACAAUGAACUACCUCAAAGAGAGUCACGCACCUUCAAACCUGAAGUGUCGGAACACAAGAAGAAGCUAUUAAAUGCUCAGAAUAAAAGGCAAAAACAGAAUGAGUCUUUCGAUCGACAAAUGCGAGAUUGGAAUGAUCCCGAAUUACUUGCUAAAAACGAGAAAGAAGUUAUGAAGGAUCCAUACAAAACAGUUUUCAUUGCGCGGUUGGACUAUAGUUUAACAGAACUUGACAUAUCCCAAUACUUUCGAAAAUUUGGUGUCAUUGACUCAAUACUAAUAAUACGUGAUCAUCAAGGAAAAAGCAGAGGAUAUGGCUUUAUUGUUUAUGAACGAGACGCCGAUGCACAAGCGUGUGUUUCAGAGCUAUCGCGUACUGGAGCGAAAUUAAAGGAAAGGACCAUUUUAAUCGAUAUCGAAAGAAGUAGAGUUUGGCGGAAUUGGAAACCAAGGCGAUUGGGCGGAGGAUUGGGUGGAAGGGGCUACUCAAAAGAAGGAAGAGUGGUGUCUGCUGCUGCAAGUGGAAGACGAUUACAUAUUGCUAAUAACUCAAUGCCGCAUUAUCCACCAAACAUCGUUCACAAGCAAAGUGUUCCUCCCCAUAAGGCACCUAUUUACACUCAUACAGAAACUCAGUCGUCACAAAAAUACCAGUCUAUUAGCCAGCCAAAACCAUACAAUUACACGCCGAGUCAGACAUCAUCUGGAAGGUCCAUUCGAAGCAUUAGGGGAGGGGAAUAA
Lodderomyces orthopsilosis Co 90-125 is the source of this 903-nucleotide messenger RNA. Its product is annotated as U1 snRNP complex subunit. The record is from RefSeq and is a predicted model, not a curated record. The coding region runs from base 1 to 903 and encodes 300 amino acids. Gene Ontology annotation, biological process: mRNA splicing, via spliceosome. The transcript is spliced from 2 exons. Gene Ontology annotation, cellular component: U1 snRNP; U2-type prespliceosome; precatalytic spliceosome. NCBI's taxonomy places the organism in Eukaryota, Fungi, Ascomycota, Pichiomycetes, Serinales, Debaryomycetaceae. Gene Ontology annotation, molecular function: U1 snRNA binding; mRNA binding.